Molecule: messenger RNA, 2389 nt
Organism: Juglans regia (Persian walnut)
Lineage: Eukaryota; Viridiplantae; Streptophyta; Magnoliopsida; Fagales; Juglandaceae
Product: L-type lectin-domain containing receptor kinase IV.1-like
Exons: 1
Coding region: 40-2076 (678 amino acids)
Biological process (GO): protein phosphorylation
Cellular component (GO): plasma membrane
Molecular function (GO): protein kinase activity; ATP binding; carbohydrate binding
Source: RefSeq, a predicted model, not a curated record
AAAUUAAGAGUGAGAUCAGGAGAGAGGUGCAUCCAAAAUAUGGCCGUCUCCCCCAACCUAAUAAUGGCGCUGCCUCUAAUACUGAUACUUAGUUUAGUAGCCUCUCAAGAUACCAGUUUCAGCUACCAUGGGUUUAGAUCGGCGAAUCUAAGCCUAGACGGCAUGGCCAAUAUCACUUCUGAUGGUCUUUUGGAGCUCACCAAUACGUCCACGUUCCAAACUGGUCAUGCUUUCUAUCCCAGUCCAAUAAGCCUCAAGAACUCUUCAAAUGGCAAUGCUUUCUCCUUCUCCUCCACUUUUGUCUUUGCCAUCAUUCCUAAUCCUGACUAUUCCAUUCCAAUCGGUCAUGGGCUUGCUUUAGUGAUUGCUCCAACAAGAGGGCUCCCAGGAGGAGCUUCUGCCCAGUACCUUGGCCUUUUCAAUUUUACCAAUAAUGGUAAUUCCAGUAAUCAUGUGGUUGCCAUAGAGCUCGAUACAUUCCACAACCAGGAGUUUGGAGACAUCAAUAAUAACCAUGUUGGGAUUGAUAUAAAUGGGUUGAGGUCCAAUAUAUCUGCUCCAGUAGAGUAUUACGUUGACGACAAUAGUCGAGUGAGGAGUUCUUUAGACCUUGUCAGUGGCCAACAAAUGCAAGUUUGGGUGGAAUAUGAUGGUGUCAAGAAGGAAAUCACUGUUACUUUAGCUCCAAUUAAUGCCACAAAACCCGAAAAUCCGCUGUUGUAUUUAUACUGUGAUCUUUCGCCAAUACUUCACCAGAACAUGUAUAUUGGCUUCUCCGCCUCAACUGGAAGAUUGGUUUCAAACCAUUAUAUUGUGGGAUGGAGCUUUAGAAUCAAUGGCCAGGCUCCAGAACUUGUCCGCUCUCGGCUUCCCGUCUCUCCACUUCUCGGUACUGUGCCUCAGUCAGGAGGUAAAAAGAGAUUAAAGUUUUUUACAAUUGGGUUGCCCGUGAUUAUAGUUAGUUUAGCCGUGGGAGCAAUUUCAAGUUUAGUUUAUGUCGUAAGAAGGAAGAGGCAGUUUGCAGAAUUGCAAGAAGAUUGGGAGCUUGACUAUGGAGCUCACAGAUUCACAUACAAAGAUCUUUAUAUGGCCACAGGUGGAUUUAGGGAAAAAGAGCUAUUGGGAAGUGGUGGAUUUGGUAGAGUCUAUAGAGGGAUACUACCUACUUCAAAAAUUGAGAUUGCAGUGAAAAGGGUUUCCCAUGAAUCAAGGCAGGGCAUGAGAGAAUUUGUAGCAGAAAUUGUGAGCAUUGGUCGGCUUCGCCACAGGAAUUUAGUUCCGCUAUUGGGCUAUUGCCGGCGCAAGGAAGAGCUGCUUUUGGUGUACGAAUACAUGCCCAAUGGAAGCCUGGACAAGUACCUAUUUGGCCAACCAAAAGUCACCCUGGGCUGGGGCCAGAGAUUUCGAGCGGUAAAAGGUGUAGCAACGGGGCUGUUUUAUCUACACGAACAAUGGGAACAAGUAGUUGUUCACAGAGAUGUUAAGGCAAGUAAUGUCUUGCUCGAUGGUGAGCUGAAUGGUAGAUUAGGAGACUUCGGCCUUGCAAGAUUAUAUGACCAUGGAACAGAUCCUCAGACUACCCAUCUGGCAGGAACUAUCGGGUAUCUUGCGCCAGAAAAUUUUAGAGGCGGCAAGGCCACAACAAACACUGAUGUGUUUGCUUUUGGGGCCUUUUUGCUUGAGGUUGCUUGUGGAAGAAGACCAAUAGAACAAAAUAGGCCAACGGAGGAUGUGCUUUUGGUUAAUUGGGUAUUUUCUCAUUGGAAACGAGGCGAUAUUCUUGGGGCAAGGGAUCCAAAUUUGGGGGAAGAGUAUGUGGCGGAGGAAGUAGAGCUGGUAUUGAAACUUGGGUUGUUAUGCUCUCAUUCGGCACCAGCAGCUAGGCCUAGCAUGCGCCAAAUCUUGCAGUACUUGGAGGCCGAUGUUCCUCCUCCUCCAGAGUUUUGUGCCAGCAGCUUAGCAUUUGCACAUUGCGAAGCUUUCGAUGAUUUUUACUUGGCAUAUCAGGCUUCUGUGGACAAUGCAGCUGUUCGUUCCUCUUUUGUUGCAGAAUCAGUUCUAUCCGGAGGUCGCUGAUUCCGAAUGCUUUUGUUUGAGAACGUAGAUCGUGGCCUUUUGUGCAAGAUCUUAGAUAGAGUUGUGGUACUAGAAUACAGUUGCUUUUUGAGGUUUUGCAGUAUAGGGAUUAUUAUAGAUUGAUAUAAUUCAAAGAAAAUAAACACGUAUAAUUCAAUUUGUAUUAGUGGACAUGGCUCUCUGUGGCUGGUUGGGGCUUUCUCUCAUGGUCGGCAACUAGAGUAUAUCAUUGAGUUGAUAAAAUUCGUCAUGUAAAUUCAAAGUAUUGAUUGUUAUUUCUACAAUAUGAAGAAAUUAGUAGCACUAUGUUCCA